UUUGCUAUUUCAGAAAAAAUACUGCAAAUAUGAAAUUUUUCGCUAUUUUCGCCGCCGUCGUUGCUGUUGCUCUGGCCCGCCCGGGCACCAGCACCUGGACUCUGGAGGAGCUCUCUGAUGCUCUCCAGAACCCCAAUAUCGACCCCGCACUCGUGCCCAUCUUGGAACAUGCUUUAAAUGAACUCAUAUCUGCCCUUCACAACGGAGAACAAUUAGAAAGCAUCUUCGUGCCCCUGCCCGCUGAUGUCUCCAUUGUGCCUAGUCCUGUUGUUCCCGCCCCCGUUGUCCCCAGCCCCGCUGCAUCCAGCCCUCUUGUGCAGAUCAUCGUCAACGUCAAAAGUCAACAACAGGUCGCUGAGGCCCCUGUAGAGCCCACACCAGUGUUGGUUGAUGAAUCAGGCGAAGAAGCUAUUGAGGAACCCAUCGUUGUUUUUCCUGAACCAAUCAUAAUUAACCCUAUCGACAUCAUCGCUGUGAACCCUGUCGAUAUGUGGGGCCCUGUUGGUCCUAUGCCUGUCAUUGACGGCGGAGAUGUCGGACCUAUGUAAAUUAAAAUGUAUUUAGCUAUUGGCGAAUAUGUAUGUAUAUAACAAGUGUAAUAAACGAUUUGAAGACAA
Messenger RNA from Vanessa tameamea, 617 nucleotides. RefSeq lists its product as uncharacterized. The coding region runs from base 30 to 548 and encodes 172 amino acids. The transcript is spliced from 3 exons. NCBI's taxonomy places the organism in Eukaryota, Metazoa, Arthropoda, Insecta, Lepidoptera, Nymphalidae. The record is from RefSeq and is a predicted model, not a curated record.